This is a messenger RNA of Sycon ciliatum, 2346 nucleotides long. RefSeq lists its product as uncharacterized. Bases 3 to 1385 code for a protein of 460 amino acids. Lineage: Eukaryota; Metazoa; Porifera; Calcarea; Leucosolenida; Sycettidae. Gene Ontology annotation, cellular component: cytoplasm. The transcript has a single exon. Gene Ontology annotation, biological process: glycoside catabolic process; oligosaccharide metabolic process. Gene Ontology annotation, molecular function: alpha-galactosidase activity. The record is from RefSeq and is a predicted model, not a curated record.
UCAUGGUCCAGGCGGUUGAAGGCCGUGUUGAGAAAGUGACUCCAGGACUUCAGCUUUCAUCGUUCUCGCCACUUGGCACUGGUCCUUGGUUACGAGUUUUAGAAGGCAGAACGAUGUUCUUGUCAGUAGCUUAUGUCCUGGUGACGUUGGUGGCGCUAAGUCACCAAGCAUCUGCGGUGAACAAUGGCUUGGGUCUGGUGCCGCCGAUGGGGUGGAACACUUGGUGCACGCAAGGACAUUGCGGCCUGGACGUGUGCAAUGACAUGGAGGUGAGAGCCAUCGCAGAUGCCAUGGUCGACAACGGACUGAAGGAUGUUGGCUUCCAGUACAUCAAUAUGGACGACUGCUGGGCAGACAAACGAGACGCCAAAGGCAACAUUUUAGCCGAUACCGAUCGUUUCCCAAACUUUGCCGACACCAUUCGCUAUGUCAACUCGAAAGGGCUCAAAUUUGGUCUGUACACUGACUCUGGGAUCUACACGUGUAGCACUGGUACACGUGACCACAAAAUACCUGGCAGUUAUGGUCACUAUGAACAGGAUGCGAAUACGUACGCGUCGUGGAACGUGGAAUACGUGAAGAUGGACUGGUGCAACACCAAAGUCAAUGGCACACAACUGGAUCCGCACAAGCAGUACUCGCAAAUGUCGGCAGCCCUCAACGCCACAGGCAAGCCAAUCUUCUUCAACUCGUGUGAAUGGGGCGUGGAUAAUCCAUGGGAAUGGAUGCAUGAGUAUGCAAACUCAUGGAGAUCUGGGCCAGACCAUCACGAUGACUGGAAAUCAACCAGUGGUAUCAUUGAGCACAAUAUCGGUUUGGGCAAGUAUGCUGGACCAGGUGGCUGGAAUGAUCUUGAUUUCCUCAUGACUGGCGGCCAGGGUUGCAGCUUUAAUCAGCCAGGCAAGCACUGUCCAGGCAUGACCGACACCGAGUACAAGACAGAGUUCAUCAUGUGGUGCAUUAUGGCCUCUCCGUUACUGGUUGCCACGGACAUCCGUAACAUGACUGACGUCAUGAAAGCUACGCUUCUCAACAAGGAGCUCAUUGCAGUUAAUCAGGAUAAGCUUGGGGUCGGCGGAGAUAAAGUGGGAGAUUGGCACUGCGGCAGUGGCGAGGACUCGUCCGAUAUCUGCCAGCUGUGGGCAAAGCCGCUUUCCAAUGGAACGUUCGCUAUUGCUCUGUACAACAAGGAUGAUGAUCAUGCGCACAACAUCACCUUUGAGUUCAACAUACUACCAGGCAUGAGCAGCAAGAAGGCCAACGUACGUGACCUGUACAAUCAUAAGGACAUGCCGUCACCGAUGGACCAGCUCACUGCUCACGUCCAGCCACAUGGUGCUGAGGUAUUCAAGCUGACGCCAGUGUCCGGGUUUGAAGAAGACUGACACUCUCUCUCAUGAAGAUCAUCAUCCGACUGAAGUCUGACCAGUAAUGAAGGUACUACUCUGGAGAAUGUUUGUUACAAACGAUUGCAAGGCGUGUGUAUACCUGACAAAUUUCUGCUACAUAUUUGACACUUUUUCCUUGGUAAUGUUAUGUGUUAGAUGGAGCUCGACACCCAUUUGGGGCUGCGUUCCCACACAACUCGACUCCUCGAAAACAAAAGUCAUGAUUCCGGCUAGCUACCAAUGUUCGUUCAUUCAGAUAUUCUGCCACUCGUAUCGGUGAGACGCUUUUGUCAUGUGGUUUGCACAGUACAGGUGGAAUCCUGAUAAUUCGAAUAUGGCUUAAUUCGAACAUACCGCUUAAUUAGAAGUUUUUCCAGGACCGAUUUCUAGCAAUACGGGUCCCACAUAAAAAGUUCUGAUAAUUCGAACCUCGAACUGGAUAUGUCCGGUUAAUUCAAAGUCCCACAGAUUCCACUUUAUUACACAUCGAAAAUGUGUGGGAUUUGUGCUGAUAAUUCGAAGCUAGCAAAGUAUAAUUCGAAGUUCACUGUACAUUGUACUGGUCAGUUCAGUUUGCAUGAGCAGGCUGUGCCGGUCAGUUCAGUAUCCGCGAAAUCUGUGUCUAUUCGUCCAUAGCGCAACUCUGCGUGACCGCGAGAGCAUUUUGACAUACAUAUUGUGUUGUGGGUUCAUGUUUGGAUAAUUAGAAUGUCCGGAUAAUUAGAAGUGUUUUCCUGGCUUCUUGAGGUUCGAAUUAUCAGGAUUCCACCUGUAGAACAAUAUCAGUCAAUAUUAUACAAGUAGUUACGAGAAUCACCGCAGGCUAAGUAUUACCACUCUAUUUCGUUAGACAGUUUGCAUUAUGUGCACAGUGGCCCUGUGAAUAAUCAUCAUUAUUCCCGUAGCUAUGCAGAAGACGUUACUUCAGUAACGUCUGGCGCUAGCCAGGGUCCACACA